GAGUGAAAGUUAUAGUCAGCUCAAUUGCUUUAAUAGCGUUUGUCAGAAAUAGGCUAGGGAGGUUUUUUAAUCUUGUAUGGCUUCCUAUCAAAUAACUAUAUACACAAAAUAUCGCGUAAAUAUGAACAUGUUUUUUUUUCUUCAGAAGCAUUAGUUUUGUUAUUGUGGGUGCUGAAGAUCAUCAUUUACAUUUUCGACACUUAAUUGUACGACAAAUUUUAAAUGGUAAUUAUGAACAAUAUGGUCUUCAACUGAGUGGUGAUAGAUAUGUUCAGCAGACACAUAUGGAAAGAGAUGGAACAUUCUCGACAGAAAAAGAAAUAUUUGCUGCUGCAGAUGUAUUCAAAUGCACAAUAACCAUUUAUCAAACUGACCAACAAAGAUGGUUAAACUUUAAACCU
This is a messenger RNA of Didymodactylos carnosus, 401 nucleotides long. Lineage: Eukaryota; Metazoa; Rotifera; Eurotatoria; Philodinida; Philodinidae. The record is from the annotation of a GenBank genome assembly.